UAGAUUCAGUCAUAGCUAGCCCUCAUUUCGGCAGUUUUAGUGGUCCCGUCGUGAACUAUUUUGUUGGCCGCGGUGUUAGCCAGCGCCCCCAUUGCCUCCCUAUAGGGUUGGGCUGAGCGGCUGAGGUGCCAGAUAAAGAAAAUUUUACUCCGGAUAGGACUGUUUUCUCUCGAGUACAUUUUACAGUAGGAGUAGCUUUUUUUAGCCGUUUGGGAGGGCUAGAAAAAAUGCUCUUACUCCCACGGGCCCACUGCAUCCUCUCUCUACCUUCGGCCCCGCCGCUUCGUUCUCAGCACGCUGGUGAACCUUCACGUCCGCCGCCCCCUGUCCACGAGUUCAUUCACAGAGAUGUCGGCGAAGCGCGAGAACGAGUCGGAUGGCGACGUGACCGGAGCCGAGGGAGGCGCGCCUCCGAUGACUCUUGCCGCCGCCCCAGUCGUCUGCGCCCUCCGUUCCGUGGGAGACUUCGCCGGUGGCGCAUUCGUCGGAUCUGUAGUUGGAUAUGGACAAGGUUUGUUUACUAAGAAGGGCUUCAAGGGCUCAUUAAACAAUGCAGGGUCUUCUGCUAAGACUUUUGCAGUUCUCUCUGGUGUCCAGAGUUUGGUGGUGUGCUUGCUGAGAAAGCUGCGUGGAAAAGAUGAUAUUGUUAAUGCUGGCGUUGCUGGGUGCUGUACUGGCCUUGCUUUAAGCUUUCCGGGAGCGCCUCAAGCAUUGCUUCAGAGCUGCGCCACCUUUGCAGCAUUCUCCUGCAUAAUGGAGGGGCUGAACAAGCAGCAGGCUGCGAUGGCGCACGUGCUCGGCGGGAACGCCUUGACCUUUGCCCACAAGAAACGUGGUGUUCUCCCGCCCUUCAUGCUUCCACCAAUUCUUGAUGCUUCAGAUGCUUUAUCUUCGUGCUGCCAGAUGCUAGUAAAGCCUAAGCACUAGACAACAUCAUACAUAUAUAUAGAGAGAGAUCCUCUAUAUUCGAUAAACCGGUUUCCUUAGCAUAUGUAAAUUUUUCUUUAGGACACGUCAACUUCGUGGUAGAGUUGCUUCCAGGCAUUGAAGACCAAAUUUAUGUAAAUUUGGUUUGGCGUUUUAGCUGUUAUGCAACCACUGCAUGUGUUCGCCUACAUGAGAAAGGACAACUAGGGCACUAUGUUGACAAAUGCAAAUGUUUGCACAGAAAUGUCUUUGGUUGCCCUUC
This is a messenger RNA of Lolium perenne, 1189 nucleotides long. Its product is annotated as mitochondrial import inner membrane translocase subunit TIM22-3-like. Gene Ontology annotation, molecular function: transmembrane protein transporter activity. Gene Ontology annotation, biological process: protein insertion into mitochondrial inner membrane; protein targeting to chloroplast. Gene Ontology annotation, cellular component: chloroplast envelope; TIM22 mitochondrial import inner membrane insertion complex. The record is from RefSeq and is a predicted model, not a curated record. NCBI's taxonomy places the organism in Eukaryota, Viridiplantae, Streptophyta, Magnoliopsida, Poales, Poaceae.